AGAGAUCACAUGACGAGAGAACACAUGAUGAGAGAACACAUUACGAGAUAUCACAUGACGAGAGAAAACAUGACGAGAGAUCACAUGACGAGAGAACACAUGACGAGCGAACACAUGACGAGAGAGCACAUGACGAGAGAACAAAUUACGAGAUAUCACAUGACGAGAGAACACAUGACGAGAGAUCACAUGACGAGAGAACACAUGAUGAGAGAACACAUUACGAGAUAUCACAUGACGAGAGAAAACAUGACGAGAGAUCACAUGACGAGAGAACACAUGAGGAGAGAUCACAAUUCUUGACGAGAGAAUACAUUACGAGAGAUCACAUGACGAGAGAACACAUCGAAGCGGUCUUCUUUAAUAAUAUCUUCCCGACAUGUACACUAUAAUGCGUAUGUAUCUAUGUUUGUUUACUUCUUGCAUAGCAAUUCAUUUCGUACCACUUACCUAUCUGUUCACGUGUAGUGUAAUUUGGGUCGUUAAAACAUGCUACAAUGCUACAUAAAUACAGCACAAUGUUUGAAAAUUGAAUUUAUCCGUGUUUACUUGCUAACUAGCCACCGAACUCACAACACAAACACACGAUUGACACAGAAACCCUGUGAGAGUGGCCUCAAACCAUAUGGACACUGGAGUCGACUCUAUAAUAUGGAAACUGAUUGUACUCAUGGGGACGUCAGCUCCACGGAACUGUUGUCAGUGACUGAAAUCGGUGACGAUGUUUUUAAACCUUCUGGAAACGUAAUGCAUUAAAUGUAUUGAUUUCUGGACAAGUCAAAUAGACGAGGAAACCGACAAGAAUAUGUCAUAGUCACUCUUUAUAUUGUCACCAAGCGAUGUUGGUUUCGCUAGUGGUAGUUCCACAUGGAGCUAUAUAUCAACGAAAUGCGGAGAAUUCUGUAUUUAAGGGCGUGUUAAUCCUGCCGCCAUUUCCAGCCAAUAGUAUGAGAAAGAAACACAGAAGAUAUAGAUCUAGUAACAUUGUAAAUAUUUUAGAAACGUAGUUUUUUCAGAUUGGAUGGAUUUAAUAGAAGCAACGUAAAUUCAGCUCAAGAAGCCAAACAAACAUAAAACGCUACAGGGAUAGUUUCCGGACAAUCAUGUGUUUUGUACAUUUAAGCCUGAAGUGCCUGGUUAAUGUUUCCUCUGCCGGAUCUAGUUUACCAGCCAGAGAUCUGCCGAACUGAGGCAUUUUCACCCUCUUGUCUGGACGAACCCAACGGCCGCCAUUUUGGACAAGUUCCCAAUCACGACUCACCUGUCCCUCAAUCAACGAAUAUGCGCGUGAAGGAGCGAGAUUCCAUUCCAAGUGGUUCUGACGUGCUUAUAGUUGAACUGACUGGAAAAAUGAAAGGUGUCCCAAACGUGACAUGUUGUAAUAUAGAACCUCGAUUGAUGAAAACAUUAGAAAAACUUGAAAGGGUUAGUUUGUGGCGAUCAGUCCCAGAGGUAUCCGAUGCUAUUAAGGAGGAGGAUUUUUAUGUGUUAUCGUACGAAACUGAAGCUAUGAAUACAGAUUUUAAGUAGUGGCUAUCGGACCGGUCCUACGUUUCUCAGUGAACAAAUAUGAAGAAGCUGGACAGAUAAAAUGGGUGCGGCUAUCACUAUGGACGAAAACACUACCCCUCAAGUUCUCAUCGAAGCCCUAAGGGAACAGUGCCUUAAAAGGGGCUGUGGGGGAAUUAAGGGGCUAGGACUUGUGUUUAAAAAUAUGGACAUCGAUUAUUCCAAGAGGAUUGUAUAUGAAGAGCUUCGGAUAGGAUUACAAAGAUACGGUAUUCUCAUGUCGGAAAACUUUCUCCGGUCGUUGUUUCAUACAUUAGAUCGAGACAAUAGUGGAGGGAUUGAUUUCCAAGAAUUUAUGAAGGCGUUAAGACCUCCGAUGAAUCAGGCACGUAUCGACGUGGUCAACGAAACGUUUGAUUUGCUAGACGCUGAUCAGGACGGACUGCUCAAAACGGAAGAUUUAAAAGUUAGGUUCUCCGACAAUGUGAAACGUCAUCCGAAGUACCUAUCCGGUGAGUGGACGGAAGAGGAAACACUGCGCAGCUUCCUGGAUACCAUUGACGACCAAAAUAACCCGGAUGGAGUAGUGACGCGAGAGGAAUUCCUAGAUUACUACGCUGGAGUCAGCGCACUUUAUGAUGAUGACGCGUACUUUGACCUCACAAUGAGGGCGUCAUACGGUCUUCCGAAGAAAGGUUCAAAUAACAACAAAAAAUAGACAUAAGAACCAUUUGAGAUUUAUAACAAUGAUUUUGACAAAAGAAGUGCAUUCUUUUAUGUGUAAAUAAUUGGCAUUUAAAAAUAUACUUUUGGCCGUAUUCUUUCCCCUGAGGAACUUUUUUGGAUCUUCUUUUAUAUGAAAAAUGAACGUGAAUAACAAAAUUGUAUUUAUUUCUCUAUGCAUGUGGCUUAUGUUCAGACAAGAAAGUGUGCAUAUUAUUUAUGCCAAAUCUAGAGGGUUUCCGAUGGAAAUGAAGACAUUAUAUAUGAAGUAUAUUGGACAAAUCCAGAGGGUUUCCGAUGGAAGUUAGAAGUGAAGAAAUUAUAUAUGGCGUUUCUAGGACAAAUCUGAUGGGUUUCCGAUGAGACUGUGAAUAUUCUACGGAGACAGAGCCUGAGAGAUCACAAAAAAACUUCUAUCUGGCCAAUAUGUGUAGAUAUUAGGACAUACCAUUUAGGUCGAGAAAAGAAUCAUUUGUCUGGUUAAAAUGCAUAUAAAGAUAUUUUUUGAACAUGUUUUGUUUGGUAACAGGGCAGAUUUGGAUCCGGAUAAAUAGAACAAUUGUUUUAACGACAGUGAGCCUGAAGUUCGAAUGGAGGAUUAUAGUUGUGUCAAAAAUGUGAGGAAAGCUUUUUUUAACGACUGAAAACUUAUUCUUGCAAACAUUUUUUUCAAAUUUUCAAAUGUCAUGUAUAAAAUUACGCUUGAUUUCUAUCAUCACAACAGACACUUUAACUAAAAGACCGGCAGUGUCUUGUAUACACGUUUUAGUGACGUGUACCUCAUUGGAGAUGGUUUAAAGUAAUAGACACUUCUAAACGGGAAUCAAAGUAUGAUAAAAUGUUAUCAUCGUCACCGAUAUAAUGCUUCAGCUGUCAAAUUAAAAUACGAACAUUCGGUAGUUCGGACAAAGAUGAUCGGGAAAAUUCAAUUUUCAGACACAAGCUUACCUGCCUUGAUACCGUUUCUCCCCACUAGGCGUCGCUCUUCGAUAACUAGUGAUGAGAAUAGAAAAAAACCCACAGGUAAUCUGGUCUUUCCAGACGCUUGUAAUUAAGCAUUAGACAUCUUUUCCAUGAUAUAGACUGUCUAAUUUUAAAUACCAGCGAUCACCUCCCUUUAAUAUUUUCAUGGAAUACCUUAUAAUAUGAAUCCGUGUAUAUUUUUCAAACAUUUGUCACCAGUCGAUAUUUUCAACCAUAAUUGAUAGUUUACGGAGUCAUUAAUGUAGAACUCUUUUAAAAAGGAGUAUUAAAACAUAUAAGGUAACGUACAGCUUUAAGCGAUCUUUUCACUGUUUAACUGAUCUGUCAUAUUCUCCAGUCCCGAUUUUUUUGUUCGCAAACCGGGAUGUCCGAACUCACGAGGUUAUUUUAACAGUAAUGUUUUCCAAUAAAACGAAUCAAAUGAUGCAACCACAAUUUUUAUACUUAUUUAUUCUUUUUGUAUAAAAUGUAUUUUUAAAAGAAAAUCUGCAUUUAUUUAAUCCUGUAUGUUUGUACAAUUUAACUUUGAAAAUAUGUAUAUAUCUUAAUUUGUAAUUAUGAUUAAAAUAUGUAUAUAUCUUAAUUUGUAA
Messenger RNA from Mizuhopecten yessoensis (Yesso scallop), 3806 nucleotides. Its product is annotated as calcyphosin-like protein. The coding region runs from base 1592 to 2227 and encodes 211 amino acids. NCBI's taxonomy places the organism in Eukaryota, Metazoa, Mollusca, Bivalvia, Pectinida, Pectinidae. The record is from RefSeq and is a predicted model, not a curated record. The transcript has 5 exons. Gene Ontology annotation, molecular function: calcium ion binding.